Emys orbicularis (European pond turtle) is the source of this 270-nucleotide messenger RNA. RefSeq names its product C-X-C motif chemokine ligand 12 (gene CXCL12). The coding region runs from base 1 to 270 and encodes 89 amino acids. Gene Ontology annotation, biological process: immune response. NCBI's taxonomy places the organism in Eukaryota, Metazoa, Chordata, Testudines, Emydidae. Gene Ontology annotation, molecular function: chemokine activity. Gene Ontology annotation, cellular component: extracellular region. The transcript has 3 exons. The record is from RefSeq and is a predicted model, not a curated record.
AUGAACGGGAAAGCCCUAGCGCUGCUCACUUGUCUGCUGCUCUCGCUCUCCCUCUCGGAGGAGAAACCCGUCAGCCUGACCUACCGAUGCCCCUGCAGGUUCUACGAGAGCAACGUGGCUAAAGCCAACAUCAAGCACCUCAAAAUCCUGACCACCCCGAAUUGCUCGCUGCAGAUUGUCGCAAGGCUGAAGAACAACAGUAAGCAAGUAUGCAUUGAUCCCAAGUUAAAGUGGAUUCAGGAAUAUCUGGAGAAAGCUUUAAACAAGUAA